Molecule: messenger RNA, 996 nt
Organism: Aspergillus calidoustus
Lineage: Eukaryota; Fungi; Ascomycota; Eurotiomycetes; Eurotiales; Aspergillaceae
Source: the annotation of a GenBank genome assembly
AUGGGGUUCCCAACCUUUGUCUACAACCAACUCUUCGUCCACCCGCAGUUACCACCCUACUCAUUCGCCCAGUUGGUCGUCAUCAUCACCGGAGCCAACACAGGCAUCGGUCUCGAAACAGCCCGACACAUCUCCCGCCUCGGUGCGGCAAAGGUCAUCCUCGCAGUCCGCAACCUCGCCUCCGGCGAAGCCGCCCGCGCCUCCAUCGAGUCCUCCACGGGCCGCGCUUCAGGAAUUGAGGUCUGGCAUCUCGACCUGGCAGAUACAGCAUCCGUGCUUGCUUUCGCGGAUAAGGCUCUCGCGCUCCCUCGCCUUGACGCCUUCAUCGCGAAUGCAGCUAUCGCGACAAAGGUCUACAGUCUCGCCGAGGGCGGGUAUGAAUCCUCGGUGACGGUAAACAACAUCUCGACAUUCCUCCUCGCGCUCAUCCUACUUCCAAAGCUCCAAAAGACAGGCGCCGAGUAUCCGAACCGGUUCCGCCCCCCGCAUCUCACCAUCCUCACCAGCCAGGUGCACGCGUGGCCGCAAUUCCCGCAGUGGAAGGAUCCGCGCGGGGUGUUCGUCGCGCUGAGCGAUGAGAAGACAGCGAAGAUGGACGAGCGGUACCCCGUGACGAAACUGCUCGGCGUUCUGCUUACCCGGGAACUUGUCUCGCGACUCGACAAUGACCCUGGGGUGGUUAUCAACUUGGUCGAGACGGGAUUCUGUGAUACGGAGCUGUCGAGGGAGAAUAAGGGGAUUGAGGAGGUGGCGUUUAAUCUCUGGAAGAGGUUGUUUGCGAGGACUGCGGAGCAGGGUUCUCGGACUGUGAUUGCCGGCGUGACAGCGGGGAGGGAAUCGCAUGGUGCUUUUAUGGUGAAUGGGAUUCCUGCGCCGGAAGCCCUCGGCAAAUGGGUUCAAGGUAAGGAUGGUGGCUUGGCAGGGAAAAGGGUUUGGGAUGAGUUUUGUGAGAUCGUUGAAAGCAUUCGGCCUGGCGUGCUGAAGGGGUUGGUUUGA